AUGAUAAAAAACGAUAUGAACAUGGAGAAUGGCGGCGGCGACGCUAAUUCCAAUGUGUCACCCACCAAACUUAUGGUAAACUAUAUUCCAGAGUUGAUGACGAGAGAUAUGAUGUAUGCCCUCUUCUCCGCCAUGGGUAAAAUAGAAAGCUGUAAAUUAAUAGCAAAUAGAGGGUACGGAUUCGUAGAAUACGAGAAACACGAGGACGCCGAGAAGGCGCGAGCCGCAUUCAACGGCCUGUUGAUGCAGGGCAAGACAUUGAAGGUGUCCUUCGCGCUCCUGAACCCAGAGAACAAGGUCAGCCACAAACCGGACACAGAGUCAAACCUUUACAUAAGUAAUCUACCUCCGGACAUGACACUAGAGCGGUUAAACAUGCUAUUCGGUCAGUUCGGGAACAUAACUAACAGUCGGGUGUCACAAGGUAUCGGCUUCGUGUGCUACGAGACGCGGCAGCAGGCCGAGGACGCGAUAACACACAUGAACGGCCAGUCACCGAUCCCCGGCGCCGGCGCCAUCGUGGUGAAGUUCGCCAACAAGCCCAGCGCCAACAAGAACGCGCCGCGGCCCAUCCAGAGGGUCGGCGUGAGCGCGGCGCCGCUGGCCUACAACGGCGCGGCGGCCGUGUUCAACGGCUCCACGCCCGCCUUCAACGGCACCAACCUGAGCGCGUUCGGCGCGCGGCCGGCCACCGCGUUCGCGCCGGGCUUCCCGCAGGCGUCGCCGCCGCCGCUGCUGCCGUCCCCGGGUAAGGCACUGCCCUUCAUCAACAAGGGCCAGCAGCGCUUCAACCCCAUGGCCGCCACUAACCACAGUCCGUUACCGUUGCUAGGCGCCCCGGCCAGCCCGGUGCCGCUGCUGGGCGCGCCGGCCGCCCCUCAGACCACGGUGUACGUAUACAACGUGGGCGAGGACACGGAGGAGCUGGCGCUGUGGCAACUGUUCGGUCCCUACGGCGCCAUAGACUCCAUUAAAGUGAUCAAGGACCCCGAGACGAAGAAAAAACAAGGGGUUCGCGUUCGUUAA
This is a messenger RNA of Danaus chrysippus (African queen), 1026 nucleotides long. The record is from the annotation of a GenBank genome assembly. NCBI's taxonomy places the organism in Eukaryota, Metazoa, Arthropoda, Insecta, Lepidoptera, Nymphalidae.